AUGGAGAAGAAGCAAUUCCAAGAACUUUGUUUAGGAAUGGAGCUUACAGGUUUACCGUUUUUGGUAGCGGUUAAGCCGCCAAGAGGCUCGUCAACGACUCAAGAAGCCUUACCAGAGGGGUUCGAAGAGCGGGUUAAAGAGCGUGGGAUCAUCUGGGGAGAAUGGUUGGACCAACCUUUGAUAUUGUCUCAUCGAUCAGUAGGUUGCUUUGUGAACCACUGUGGAUUUGGUACAAUGUGGGAGUCUUUGGUUAGGGAUUCUCAGAUUGUGCAUAUUCCGAAUUUGGCUGAUCAAGUUCUGACCACAAGAUUGUGUGCUGAGGAACUCGAGGUCUCUGUGAAGGUGGAAAGAGAAGAUUCCGGAUGGUUUUCUAAAGAGAGUGUGAGAGAUGCGGUCAAAUCUGUGAUGGACAAAGAUAGUGAGAUUGGGAAUCUUGUGAGGAGGAAUCAUAAGAAACUGAGAGAGACUUUGCUUAGUCCUGGAUUGUUGAGUGGUUAUGCUGAUAAGUUUGUUGAAACAUUGGAGAAUGAAGUCUAA
Molecule: messenger RNA, 537 nt
Organism: Microthlaspi erraticum
Lineage: Eukaryota; Viridiplantae; Streptophyta; Magnoliopsida; Brassicales; Brassicaceae
Source: the annotation of a GenBank genome assembly